This is a messenger RNA of Penicillium verrucosum, 387 nucleotides long. RefSeq lists its product as uncharacterized. The record is from RefSeq and is a predicted model, not a curated record. The transcript has a single exon. The coding region runs from base 1 to 387 and encodes 128 amino acids. NCBI's taxonomy places the organism in Eukaryota, Fungi, Ascomycota, Eurotiomycetes, Eurotiales, Aspergillaceae.
AUGAGCCUCCACGAGAAGACUCUAGAAGCCCAUAUGCGUGAUCCACCUAUUUCCUCCGAGUCCCAGAACUCCUACCCCCAUGACGAAAAGAACGCCAGUCGUUACGACGAAGAUCUCACCUCCGAUAGUUCAUCGGCUAUUUCCUUUCCCAGCAGCUACGGCAAUACCUCCACCGCAACAAGGGACACUCCACCACCGCCAUAUUCUCCCCGUCACUCUGCAAUGUUGAGUCGGUCACGGUCCAUGUCUAUCUCGUCCGCUAUGGCGGUCAUCAUUAACCCGCCGCCUGCCGCUCGCAUGGACGGCUCACGGACUGGACCUACAUACUCUGAGGAGGAUGACCGGUCUAUUCGUCGUCAUCGACGAGUCUCUUGGGAGAGCCGGUGA